This is a messenger RNA of Aspergillus terreus NIH2624, 1050 nucleotides long. Its product is annotated as FAD-dependent oxidoreductase. The record is from RefSeq and is a predicted model, not a curated record. NCBI's taxonomy places the organism in Eukaryota, Fungi, Ascomycota, Eurotiomycetes, Eurotiales, Aspergillaceae. The coding region runs from base 1 to 1050 and encodes 349 amino acids. The transcript has 2 exons. Gene Ontology annotation, molecular function: D-amino-acid oxidase activity; FAD binding.
AUGCCAGAUAAAGAAACCAUCGUCGUGAUCGGUGCGGGGGUGAUAGGCCUGUCCACCGCCCUCUGCAUCCAAGAACACCUCCCUCGCUCGCAGUCCGUCCUGAUCGUAGCCCGCGACUUCCCCAACACCACCUCGCUCAACUACGCCUCGCCCUGGGCCGGCGCGCAUUAUCGGCCCGUGCCAGCCUCCACCCCGCAAGCCGCCCGCGAGGAGCGUCAAGCCCGCCGCACCUACCAGCACUUCAAGACCCUCGCCGCAACCGAGCCGGCCGCCGCCGUGCAGGCCCUCGACGGCAUCGAGCACCUCGAAAACCCACCCGCCGAGUACCUCGACCCCCGCGCCAUCCCGGACUUCUUCGCCCAUCUGGACGGCUUCCGCCAGCUCGCCGCCGAUGAGGUGCCCGCCGGCGUGACAUGGGCCGUGCGCUAUCGCACGUUUGCCGUCAACUCGCCCGUCUACUGCGCCUACCUGCUGCGGAGGUUUGUCUUGCAGGGCGGACAGACCCGCGAGUACACCCUCGGCGACCCAAUGGAAGCCUUCCACCUGGCCAACAACGUCCGCACCGUCGUCAACUGCUCCGGCUUGGGCUUCGGCGACCCCAGGUCCUUCAUCAUCCGUGGCCAGACCUGUCUCGUCCGCAACCCCUGCGACGUCACCCUCACCCGCCAGAACUCGGACGGCUCCUGGUCCUUCUGCAUCCCGCGGCCGCUGGGCGGAGGCACCAUCAUCGGGGGCACCAAGCAACCGCGCGACUGGGACCCCACGCCGUCGCGCGAAACUAGGGAGAAACUGCUGGCCAAUGCGGCCAAGUGGUUCCCGUUCACGCCGGAGAGCGAGGGCAAGUUCGAUGUCAUCCGUGACAUCGUCGGUCGUCGUCCCGCCAGAGAGGGUGGCAUGCGGAUCGAGGCAGAAAAGGUCGCCGGUGAUCGGACGAUCGUGCAUGCUUACGGCGCUGGAGGCCGUGGGUACGAAUUGUCCUGGGGUGUCGCCGAGGACGUCUUGUCCUUGAUGCGGGAAAAGGGGUUGAUCAAGGAACGCGCUUCCUUAUAG